Anoplopoma fimbria (sablefish) is the source of this 2170-nucleotide messenger RNA. RefSeq names its product methyltransferase like 15 (gene mettl15). The coding region runs from base 15 to 1298 and encodes 427 amino acids. Lineage: Eukaryota; Metazoa; Chordata; Actinopteri; Perciformes; Anoplopomatidae. The record is from RefSeq and is a predicted model, not a curated record. Gene Ontology annotation, biological process: rRNA base methylation. Gene Ontology annotation, molecular function: rRNA (cytosine-N4-)-methyltransferase activity. The transcript has 6 exons.
CGUGCGCAGAUUGGAUGGGAGCGGCUGGUCAUUGGCUGGAACGCGGUGACGUCACGCGUCGACGCACCGGACAUGCCGCCGCUGGAGGAGGAGCUACGCGCCGUUCUACUACGAUCAUUAAAGGGAUCAUGCUUUUUUCAGUGUGCUCCAACCCAAUGUUAUGGAAAACAAAUCAUACUGUGUGGAGAGCAUGGAGGUCCUGGAAGUUAAGCCUGCACUCUUCUACAGCUUGUGCUGGUCCUGGUCCUGGUCCCCUUGACAGAUCUGAAGAACUCUCUUCUGUUUUAACCCAAAAGCCCCCUCACACACCUGUUAUGCUUAAAGAGGUGCUUCAUUACUUAGACGUCCAGCCAGGUCAGGUGGUCCUGGACAUGACAUUUGGAGGUGGUGGUCAUACCAAAGCAAUACUGAAAAUGGUUCAUGAAGUCACAGUCCUGGCCUUAGACCGAGAUCCUACAGCCAUUUCUCUGGCCCAGCAGUUAGCCAAGGAACACUCUGGUCGUGUGAAACCAUUGCUCGGCCGAUUCAGCGAGCUUGAAGCCCUGCUGUCCGACAUGAACAUUAAGCCAGGCAGCAUUGAUGCUGUCCUGUUGGAUGCUGGCUGCUCCUCCAUGCAGAUGGAUCGGGCGGAGAGAGGCUUCGCCCUCAGUAAGGAUGGGCCCUUGGACAUGAGAAUGGAUGGAGAGAGGUACCCCGACAUGCCCUGCGCUGCUGACGUUGUGAAUACCUUAGAUCAACAGGCUCUUGCAUCCAUCCUCCUGGCAUAUGGGGAAGAAAGACACGCCAGGAAAAUAGCUUCAGCCAUUGUGGAGGCACGCCGUGUCAACCCCAUCACCCAGACACAGCAGCUGGCCAGCGUGGUGGCAGGAUCAUUUCCGGCAGCUGUUAUCUAUGCACGUAAAGACCGACUCCAAAGAUCUGCACACGUGGCCACUAAGACUUUCCAAGCUCUGCGUAUCUUCGUGAACGAUGAGCUGAACGAACUACAUGCGGGGCUGCGUGCUGCCCGGUCGGUACUGAAACCUGGAGGACGACUCUGCGUGAUCACCUUUCAUUCGCUAGAAGACAGACUGGUCAAACGCUUCCUCCAGGGAGAUGACUUGUCUAAUCUAGAUCAGUAUCAUUUCAGCCCGAGGAAGCGGGCCACUGGGAAGGAAAAGCUGGUGGAUGAAAAAAGAGAUGGUGGAGGUGUUGAUUGGCUCGCCCUGCGAAGAAAAGUGAUCGUCCCAGAAAGGGACGAUGUAAAAGACAAUCCUCGAGGACGCUCCGCUAAACUGAGGGCAGUACUCAGACGUUAAUCAUGUGACGACAGUUAUGAGAGAACAGAGAUUCUCUUUUUCCAUCAAGUCUUUUGAGCUUUUUUGCAUCCAGAGUAACUUUUUUACAAUUGAUACUCAAAGCAAGUAAGGUUAAGGGUCAGGAUGCAGUUAUACAAUAACCAUCCUCUUUAUUUUUCUGCUUCAGAUGCUAUUUUUGUUUUUUCUUUUUGACUGUCAAGUUAGGAUUUUUUUCUGCACAUGGGCACUCAGAGAACCUCACUUACUUCUUCCAACUAACACAAUUGGACUGGUGGGAAGCCAGUCAGGGUUGUCGUCCUUGACACUGCAUCAGAGGUUGGUUAGGGCACUGCACAGUAAUGGGUUAACUCUGGGUAAGAGAAAGUUUCCACACAAAAAAACGCUCAUCCAAACAACUUCACACUGGACACUGUGCUCCCUUCUGGUUCUGAGCAAUACACCUGCCACGACACAAAGAGCUUACAUGGACAUUGACGGAGAGUGAGCUGUACCCAGAAUUCUAUUAGAUGGUGUAACGGAUUAUAUUGUAUAUAGACUUUCUCUCUUUUUGCCUUACCCAAAAACCUAAUGAGGGCCACAAAUGUGUGUGAAAGCUGGUAAAGUUUGAAAUAAGCAAUUUUUAUAUCGUGGUAAAAAUAUGUUGUUUUUCCUUCUGUACCCUUAAAUGUAAAGUUUCACAAUUUAAGUUCUUUUUUUUUUUUUUAACCUAAUUUACAUUACAGACACCUCAGGUUUGAUUAAGCACUGUAAUGACACUGUAUGAUACUGCGUUUGAGUGAUUAAUUAAGACUUUUAUUCAUGUGUGCUUUUUGAAUAAAUUGGAUUUUCUUUCAUUGCCAGUGUUUCACAGCAUAUUAUGUUGUUAUUGCAGC